UAUUUACUCUUUAAAGUACAUCACUAACACAGUUCUCUCAAAAAUGUAAAUAAGAUUAAUUCUAAUAAAAUAACUAGAACGCAAAUGAACUGCACGAGUGACUUUCUUAUCUGUUGCAAAAAAAAAUGUUUGCCGUUGUUAAUUUGUUGUGUUGUUGAUAAUCACUAAAGAAUGUGGGACAAUGAAAAACUGUUAGAUUAUUGUUCUAGCAAAGAAGCCUUCUAGUAAUAUUAAACAAGUUUGUUAGCAGCUGUGAAAGCAAGUAGUUCAAUAUGAUCUGUUUACGUAUAAAGACGAGUGGAGUCUGAGAUGAUAGUAUAUGCAAAUUAUUUUACACAAGUUGUUGAAUUUGAAAACUCGGGUUUUAAUGAGUUUUUACACCAGUCUGUUGACUUGACUCAAUAUUAGAUUUGAACACAGCACCGUCAGAGCGUUCAAUGCGAUACAUUUCAUAUGCGCACUGCACUGAGGCCUAGAAAGUUUAUGUGAUUUGCGAAAAGAAAACUCACACCGCACUUGGCGUUAAUUGCGGAAAAGUGAUUUGUUGUGGCGGCUGCCGUUGUGUGUGCGCUCGCGUUUAUGUGUGUGUUUGUGGGCGUACGUAACGUGCGUAAGUGCUGAAGUCAGAGCAAUUUCUAUGUCGUGCACGUUGUGAUACUCGUGAAACUUUAUGAAAUUUGUAUGAGCAGCAUUAAUAAUAACAGCAACAACAACAACAAUAACAAUCAACAGCAAGAGCAGCUGGAGCAGAGCAUUCCGCAAAGAUGUCGACAGUUAAAUGGAUUUGGCGAUUGGCGUUGAGCAUACUAGUUGUGCUAGUCACCAGCUCAGCGGCCAUUGAACCGACCGGAUAUUUUCGUGAGGUCUGCAAAUAUCGCAAGGGGAAAUUGUUAAGACCUGUCAACGAAUACCGACAACGUCUGCAUGCGUUGCGUGAACAGAUGAAAAUACGCUCUUCGCUGCGUGGGCUCGAGAUCGAUGCGUACAUAUUACCACCCUACGAUGAUCAUUUGAAUCAGGAAAUGGCCGAGAAUGACCAACGCGUGCGAUAUCUCACUGGUUUUACGGGUAUCGGCGCAUUUGCCGUCGUUACGGCGCGUGCCGCAGCGCUAUGGGUAGACAAUCGCUAUGUGCAGCAAGCUGAUGCGGAAAUCGACUGCGAAUGGGAGCUCUAUCGGAUGAACGAUACCGUAACGAUAACGGCAUGGCUUUCGGCUAAGUUAUAUGCAAAUCAGCGCGUUGGCGCCGAUCCACAUCUUGUGCCACACCAUUUGUGGAUGCGUUGGGAGCGCGAGUUGGGUAAUCGGCUGCUAGUGCUUAGCAGAAUAAAUAACAAUUUGUUGGAUAUGAUAUGGGUGGAUCGUCCGCCAGCAUCGAAUUUCACAAUACGCGUGCAGGAACUACAAUUUGCCGGAGACAAGUGGGAGGUUAAAGUGGAUGAGUUGAGAUUGAAAUUGCAGAAGUUCAGUUGUGAUGCCAUGAUUGUGACAUCACUCACCGAGAUAGCCUACUUGCUGAAUAUACGUGGACUGGACUUGCCAUAUACGCCGGUUGUGAAGUCCUACCUCAUAGUGAGCCAUGAUGAAAUCUUCUUCUACGUCGAUCAUAGUAAGAUGACACAAGGAAUUGACUUUCAUUUACGUACGGACUGCUACAACGAUCGCUGUGUGAAAAUUAGAGAAUACUACAAAGUGUGGAAUGAUCUGCGCACUUACGCGCAAAUCUGGAAACGUGUACUUGUACCAGGUCCAUGUGUGCAGGAAGAAGGCGCGUCUGAAGCUGUCUUCGCAGCACUGCCGAGUAAUAUAGUCUAUAUAGAGGCAUCGCCCAUAAUUUAUAUGCGCGCACAGAAAACGCCCGAAGAGCAACGCGGCAUGCGUGAGGCGCAUGUCCGUGAUGCCGCAGCCAUUUGUGAAGCUAUGAGCAUACUGGAGAGUCGAUUCUUCAUCGAACAAUGGACCGAGGAGAAGGUGAAAUACGAGAUCGAUCGUUCGCGACUCUCACAGAAUAAUGCACGUGGCCUCUCGAAACGCAGCGUUGUUGCGUACGGCGAACAUUCCGCUUUACCAUACUACAUUUCCAGCAAUGUCACCGACAUCGAGGUGACCGAUCAGAGUUUACUGGUUAUCGAAUCGGGUGGUCAGUAUUACGAAGGCACAACCGAUGUAUCGCGUACAUUUAUUUUCGGUGAACCGACGGCAGAAAUGAAACGCGCCUAUACGAAUGUGCUGGCGGGCAUGUUGGAACUGGCAAAAUUACGUUUUCCCUCCAAUUUACGUGCGUCCGGUGUGGAUGUGUUGGUGCGACGUUUGGAAUGGGAGGAUAUGGUGGACUAUCCACAGACGACGGGUAGCGGUAUAGGCGCAUACGGAGCGGUUAAGGAGCCUCCAAUCUCUAUAGCCUACGGAGAGGAAGGUUCUCAUCGUUUUCUUGAGGGCUAUUUCUUUUCAAGUGAGGCUGGAUUUUAUCGACCUGGCGAGUUUGGUGUACGCCUAAAAAACGUUCUAGAAGUAGUCGAUACUGGCAAAACCCAUCCAAAUGGCAUGAAAUUUCUGGAAUUUCGUCAUGUAACUUUGGUGCCCUUCGAGCCGAAAUUGAUCGAUCCAACGCUUUUAAAUGCAAUGGAGAAACGCUACCUCAACGAGUACAAUGCGAAAGUGCGCGAAUUUGUCGGUGGCGAAUUGAAACGUCAGGGUAACAUGCAGGCCUUCCACUGGAUGAUGAAUAAGACCCGUCAUAUACGCGAGUAUCUGCCGGAAGAGGAUUACCGUGCGGCGCGUGGUUCGGGCAAUCGAACGCGUAGCUUUCUUACGGUAACAGUGCCAGCGCUGUUGUUGGGUUUAACCGUUUUUUGUAGCUUCCUGAAGUGGUUGCUCUAGUGAAAUGUUAAUACAAUAGCAGAUUAUAAAUAUAACUACUUAACUGAAAUUUACUAGUAUUGUAGGAAAACUAGGAAUAACUACUAAUUAUAUGUGCGACUUUAAGGCUAACCUAAUUGACUUUAGCUAAAUUAUAGUGUUCACCGAUGCACAAUCCAAAUAGUAGUAAUCGGAAAUGAUGUGCCUAAUUCUCACUGUGUAUUAGUUGUAAGUAUGUAAAUAAUGUAUGUGCCUGUAAGUGCCCAAUUCAAGAUGUGAACUUAAACUGAAUGUAUUAUUUUUUGUAAUAAAAAACAAACAAACUAA
Molecule: messenger RNA, 3185 nt
Organism: Zeugodacus cucurbitae (melon fly)
Lineage: Eukaryota; Metazoa; Arthropoda; Insecta; Diptera; Tephritidae
Product: xaa-Pro aminopeptidase 2
Exons: 11
Coding region: 765-2879 (704 amino acids)
Source: RefSeq, a predicted model, not a curated record